AUGCUAGUUGGUUCUCAGUACUGAGAUGACCCAAUCCAGGAACAAAGAAAUGAGUUCCUCAGUUGGUGUUUUUGGGAUGUGGAUGGAGAAGGGUCACAGUCCUCACUGAGUGAGACCCCCCUGCUCCCUGGCCCUGUCCUCUCUGAGCUCCAGCAUGGUGUGUCUGCGGCUCCCCGGAGGCUCCUGGAUGGCCGCUCUGACGGUGAUGCUGAUGGCACUGAGCCCUCCCCUGGCUCGGGCCAGGAACACUCCACCGCAUUUCCUGGAGCAGGUUAAACAGGAGUGUCAUUUCUCCAACGGGACCGAGCGGGUGCGGUACCUGCUGAGAUACAUCUACAACGGGCAGGAUUACGUGCUCUUCGACAGCGACUUGGGGGAGUUCCAGGCGGUGACCGAGCUGGGGCGGCCUGAAGAGAAGCACUGGAACAGCCAGGAGGGCCUCCUGGAGGAGAAGCGGGGCUAUGUGGUCACGCUCUGCAGACACAACUACGUGGAGUUUGAGAGAUUCCUGGUGCAUCGGCAAACUGAGCCCACAGUGACUGUGUAUCCUGCAAAGACCCAGCACCUGCAGCACCACAACCUCCUGGUCUGCUCCGUGAAUGGCUUCUAUCCGGGCCACAUUGAGGUCCGCUGGCUGCGCAACGGCCAGGAAGAGGAGGCUGGGGUGGUGUCCACGGGCCUGAUCCGGAACGGGGAGUGGACCUUCCAGACCCUGGUGAUGCUGGAAACAGUUCCUCGGAGCGGGGAGGUCUACACCUGCCAAGUGCGGCACCCCAGCAGCACCAGCCCUGUCACCGUGGAAUGGAGGGCCCAGUCUGGAUCCACACAGAGCAAGGUGCUGAGUGGAGCAGGGGGUUUCGUGCUGGGGUUGCUCUUCCUCGGGACGGGGCUGCUCACCUACUUCAGGGCUCAGAAAGGACACUCUGGACUUCAGCCCACAGGACUCCUGAGCUGAGGUGGCCAUGGCGACAAGGACAGGAGAGAACCUUCUGUCAGGCCCCUUCACAGCUUGAAGAGGUUUCCUGCUGGGCUCUCACUCCACAAGGAGAGCGAAUCCCACGGCUCUGGCUGGGUCCUGGCUCCUGAGCCCGCAGCCGCUCCUCCCUGCUGGUUCCUCUCCUGCCCUGGACCUGGAGGCCCCAGUGUUGGCUGCAGAACCUUAUCUCCAUCCCUCCCUGUCCCUGUGUGUUCAACUCUCGCUGUCUGCUGAGCACCUUAGCUCACCUCUGCCCACAUUUCUUUACAAAAUGUUCCGCAAU
Molecule: messenger RNA, 1259 nt
Organism: Myotis brandtii (Brandt's bat)
Lineage: Eukaryota; Metazoa; Chordata; Mammalia; Chiroptera; Vespertilionidae
Product: DLA class II histocompatibility antigen, DR-1 beta chain
Exons: 8
Coding region: 155-955 (266 amino acids)
Biological process (GO): immunoglobulin production involved in immunoglobulin-mediated immune response; antigen processing and presentation of exogenous peptide antigen via MHC class II; positive regulation of T cell activation
Cellular component (GO): MHC class II protein complex; late endosome membrane; lysosomal membrane
Molecular function (GO): MHC class II protein complex binding
Source: RefSeq, a predicted model, not a curated record